GUUGUCAUCAGCUUCCCAAACUUCUCUUCCUUGUCUUCCGGAAGCUGGGCCAUUUGGUCCGCCGCCGUGGAGUCUGUGGCCGCCGGAAAGCCCAGAUUCGAGAGUCCGGAGAGUAACCGGAAGUUCCCUCCCUAGGCCGAGGGGCGGUCCCGGCCGCUGCCCUGGCCGCUGCCCGGGUAAGCGCAGCCGAUGGGGCUGGGAGGGAUGCGGCCUACAAAGCGCAGAGACUUGCCUGUGUCGGGGGUAGAAAUGCAUGGCAGCACCCAAGACCCCAGGCUGAGCGUAGCCUCUGUUCUCAGGGUCUACUAGGACCUGGAUCCAGCCCUGGGGGUCAGAGGACUGACGCAAUGGAAAGUUAAAAGGAUAUAUUUUAGUUCACAAGAUCCUAGAGAUUAUAAUGAACAAUCUUCUAGGAGAGGGAAGAAUUGAGUGUUGUGAUAGUUCUGGACUAGAGACCUUUUGACAUCCAAAGUAAAACAGUCUUGAGUUUCUUGUUAUGAUAUGGAGAUACCAAAUAAGAAAAUAAUGUAGAUGGUGCUGGAAACUGGUAAAGGUCAACUCCUUAUGACUGAAAGGCUUGAAACAGAUGCAUCUUCCAAGUUGUUAUCAAAACAGAGACUAUGAAAGCAGUGAUGGGUCAAGAGGACCAGUGGAAAAGUCCCUAGGAGAGAGCCAUAGAAAAUGUGCACUUCAGAAGAGAGACAUAAUCAGAGAACUCCAAAAACGAAAGUAUAUCAUGUAUGCCCUCAGAAGGGUAAAAAGAUUUUUAUUCAUGUACAUGAGAUUACUCAAAUAGAUCAUCAAAUAUACCAGUGCCUUGAACGUGAACAAAAAUUUUGUGAAAACUUAACACUUAUUAUGUGUGAGAGAAUCCAUACUGGAGAGAAACCUUAUAGAUGUGAUAUGUGUGAGAAGACCUUCAUCCAAAGCUCAGAUCUGAUUUCACACCAGAGGAUCCACAAUUACGAGAAACCUUAUAAAUGUAGCAAAUGUGAGAAGAGCUUUUGGCACCAUUUAGCCCUUUCAGGUCACCAGAGAACCCACGCAGGUAAAAAGUUCUAUACAUGUGACAUUUGUGGCAAGAAUUUUGGUCAGAGCUCGGAUCUGCUUGUCCACCAGCGAAGCCAUACAGGCGAGAAACCCUAUCUGUGUAGUGAGUGUGAUAAGUGUUUUAGUCGUAGUACCAACCUCAUAAGGCACCGAAGAACUCACACAGGUGAGAAACCAUUUAAGUGUCUGGAGUGUGAAAAAGCUUUUAGCGGGAAAUCCGAUCUUGUUAGCCACCAGAGAACUCACACAGGUGAAAGGCCCUACAAAUGUAAUAAGUGUGAGAAAAGUUAUCGACACCGUUCAGCCUUCAUUGUACAUAAAAGAGUUCAUACUGGGGAGAAGCCCUAUAAGUGUGGUGCCUGUGAGAAAUGCUUUGGCCAGAAGUCAGACCUCAUCGUCCACCAGAGAGUGCACACAGGUGAGAAGCCGUAUAAAUGCUUGGAAUGUAUGAGAAGUUUCACUCGGAGUGCCAACCUAAUUAGACACCAGGCUACUCACACUCAUACUUUUAAAUGCCUUGAAUAUGAAAAAGGUUUCAGCUGUAGCUCAGACCUUAUAGUACAUCAGAGAAUUCACAUGGAAGAGAAACCACAUCAGUGGUCUGCGUGUGAGAGUGGCUUCCUCCUGGGUAUGGACUUUGUUUCUCAACAGAAAAUGAGAACUCAAACAGAGGAGCUAUGUUACAAAUACAAUGUAUGUGAUAAAAGCUUCCACCCGAGCUCCGCCCUUCUUCAACAUCAAACAGUACACAUUGGCGAAAAGCCAUAUAUCUGUAAUAUGGGUGAGACAGAUCUUGAGCUCAGCCUGCCACAAGCAUCUGAAAUGUCACAAAUGUCUUGACCAGAAAAGAAGUUAUACCACCACAUACACACUCAUACACAUACACACACACAAUGCAUUUACAUGUCAGAGAACUCACUAAGAUGAAGAUCUCUGGCAAAUUUAGAUUUUCCUCAGCACUCAGACUUGAGUGGGGACAAGAGAACUUACACUUGUAGGAAGUGUUAGAAAGGCUUUACCCACAGAGCUGUCUAAACACCUCUUCUGUUAGACCAGUGAAACUCCAGAAAUGCUCAGUGUUUUGGAAAACCAUUAGCCUGGUUCAAACUUGAUCACUCACAGAAGGAUUCAUACAGGUAGGGAACUCUAAUGUGAGUAUGAGAGAGCUUUCUAGCAGGGCUCAGCUCUCAGAAGAGAAUUCACACCAGAAAACAAAAUACCCUCAGUGUCAACAGUGAGUGCUUCAGACAGUAUGUACAUCUCAUUGGACUUCUGAAAACCCACCCUCAGGACAAGACCCAAUAAAUGUGGAUAAAGCUUCCAACAGAACUCUGACUUUCUUACCCAUCAGAGAAGCCAUAAUGCUGAAAAAUUAUAUAUUUGUCUUGAGUGUGGCAAAAAUAUUUGUUGGAGAGCCUUCAGUUUGUACCAAAAGGAAAAAAAAUCUGAAGACCUUAUAAGUAUCUGAAAUAGAAAAGCUUGUCAAUGAUCAGCUGUUGUGGUGGUAUAUCAGGGAGCUCACAUAAGUGG
Messenger RNA from Perognathus longimembris pacificus (Pacific pocket mouse), 2580 nucleotides. RefSeq names its product zinc finger protein 322 (gene Znf322). NCBI's taxonomy places the organism in Eukaryota, Metazoa, Chordata, Mammalia, Rodentia, Heteromyidae. The coding region runs from base 682 to 1890 and encodes 402 amino acids. The record is from RefSeq and is a predicted model, not a curated record. Gene Ontology annotation, biological process: regulation of transcription by RNA polymerase II. Gene Ontology annotation, molecular function: DNA-binding transcription factor activity, RNA polymerase II-specific; RNA polymerase II cis-regulatory region sequence-specific DNA binding. The transcript has 3 exons.